AUGUAGAUGCGUCCAGACGCCGUGACACGAGGCAUCGAAUCACACGCUGUAAAAAUAGCAGCGUGUUCAUGCAGCGUCUAAAUACAGAUGAGCAGUAAACAAGUAGCUAAACCUGGAAAGAAACGCAGAGGAGCUGCUCACAGCCGCAGCAUCAGUUCCCAUCAUGAAGGUAGAGCGGAUCGGCAUUGACAUUCCCGUGUAUGACCUCUCAUUGAUCCGAGAGCUGUGGGAGGGACGCGUGAAGAAAUACAAGCAGCGGCAGAAGAAGGAGGAAGAGCGGAUCAGCAAAAGUGCUCUGGCCAAGGUAAAUGAGCAGUGGCAGUAUCGCAUCGCAUGCAGGAAGCUGAAGAGCACUGAGGUCACAGCGCUGCAGUGUUACCUGGAGAGAUCAGCUCUCAGUGAACUACACAUCCUGCCCACCCAUAAUGACGACAAUGACGCUGACAAGAAGAAGUUCAUUUUUGAGCUGAAUGGGAAAAAAAUGCAGAAAUUACCUGAAGAUCUUCAGUAUAUGACUUAUCUCAAAGAAUGGCACAUCCACAGGACCAGAAUUCCUGAGAUUCCCACUUACAUCGAGGCAUUUGUGGAUCUGCAAGUGCUGGACGUCCCGAAAAACGGCCUGACGAAGCUUCCUCCUGAAAUAGGAAAACUGAUCAACCUGAAGGAAUUAAAUGUGAAUUAUAAUAAACUGUUGAGCAUUCCACCUGAACUCGGAGAAUGUGAGAAUCUGGAACGAUUAGAGAUGACGGCGAACGGAAACCUGGCCGAGCUUCCCUUCGAGCUGAGUAAUCUCAAAAAACUGAAGCACUUAGACAUGGCAGAGAAUCAGUUUGCCAGUAUUCCCAUCUGCGUGCUUCGCAUGGAAAACCUGAAGUUUUUGGACAUCAGCAACAACAGACUCAAAGACCUGCCGGAGGACGUUGACAGGCUCGAAUCGUUAGAAACGCUGUUCCUUCAUAAAAACAAAGUGCGAUACGUGCCGAUGACCAUGACGAACCUCAUCCAUCUGAAGAUGUUCAUCAUCAGCGCAGACGAGCUGUACAGCAUCCCCUCACAAUUAGUCGACAAUCCUAAAAUCAAAUUCAUCCGAUUAUAUGACAAUCCAAUAAACACUGAGAAUGAAGAGAUGAACAUAGACAUAGAAACUCAAGAUGAGCGUGACAAGGAGUUCAUGAAGACAUACAUCGAAACUCUUCAAGACAGAGACACUCAGCCGGCAUACACCACUAAAGUCACCUUGAGCUGCCUGCUGUAGAACCAGAUGAACGUCUGCAAGUGUAAAUAUGACACAGAUUGAUUUCAGUGUGUUUUAAAUGCUUCCAUUGGAGUCUAUUUAUUAGUUUUCUCAUUCCGAGUUCAAUUAAAACUAAAAUGCAGGUUACACGGGAUGCCAAGCUGUUAGUAUCUCAGGGGUUUGGGUUUCUUCUGUAGCAGUGUUUACUAUUUGUGACCCUGAACCACAAAACCCUUUUUUUUAAAAUAGAGAUUUAAAAAUCAUCUGAAAGCUGUAUAAAUAGUAGGAUAGGACAAUAUUUGGCCCGAGAUACAACUAUUUGAAAAUCUGAAAUCUGAGGGUGCAAAAAAAAUCAAAAUAUUGAGAAAAUCACCUUUGAGGUUGUCCAGAUGAAGUUCUUUGCAAUGCAUAUUACUAAUCAAACAUUAAGUUUUAAUAUAUUUAAUUUCCAAAUCUUUACUUAACAUCCAAAUGAUUUUUGGCAGAAAAAUUGAUCAAUUGACCCAUUCUACUUAAAGUUUUGUGGUCCAGGGUCACAUUUAAGAAAAACAGCUAGUAGUAGGUUUGAAGUUCAUAUUUUCCUUUUUGACUGCAUUUAUCAUUCUUACUAGUUGAAACUAGCUCAAAACUGAUCCCAAACCCAUUUGAUUUGGUUUUCUGUGAAGAUUUCCAUUGUUUAGUUUGUUUGAUGUGACCAAACGUUUCACAGCAUGAUGAUGAUGAUGAUGAUGAAUCAUGGUUGAACCUUCUGUCUGGAAGUCAAUGUUUUAUAAGAUAUUUAAAAAAAAAAAAAAGAUGUCAUUUUAAUUUAUUGUAAUUAACCAAAUCAAAUCCACAAUUUCCUAUCUUGCCUUCAGGAAUAAAUACGACAUGCAAACACCUCAAGUUUCUCUGUCAGUGUCAAAAAUUAUAAAUCCAAUCCUGGAAUGUGAAAUGAUUUAUUUAAACAUUGAUCAAUGAAAAGCUCAACGAACGCUCAUAACAAACGAAUGCUUAAUGUGCAUCGAACACAUCAAUAAAAUCUCAUCAGAAGGCAUCUACAAACCAGUCUUCGAGGAAUGGCUGCAUAGACAUGAAGAAUGGCACCUAGAGCCGAAACAUCAUUAAAAAACAAAGUGCAGUUCAUUGGAAAACAUCUAAAAUUACUUUAGUGGGACUAAGACCAUCUCGAGUCAGUGCACAUCAAUCUACAGCACCGAUUGCAUAAA
This is a messenger RNA of Labeo rohita (rohu), 2442 nucleotides long. It is a transcript of the gene smim22, whose product is annotated as leucine rich repeat containing 2. Lineage: Eukaryota; Metazoa; Chordata; Actinopteri; Cypriniformes; Cyprinidae. The transcript has 10 exons. Gene Ontology annotation, molecular function: protein binding. The record is from RefSeq and is a predicted model, not a curated record. The coding region runs from base 164 to 1255 and encodes 363 amino acids.